Messenger RNA from Zophobas morio, 691 nucleotides. Its product is annotated as pupal cuticle protein 20-like. Bases 97 to 660 code for a protein of 187 amino acids. Lineage: Eukaryota; Metazoa; Arthropoda; Insecta; Coleoptera; Tenebrionidae. The record is from RefSeq and is a predicted model, not a curated record. Gene Ontology annotation, molecular function: structural constituent of chitin-based larval cuticle. The transcript is spliced from 2 exons. Gene Ontology annotation, cellular component: chitin-based extracellular matrix.
UAUAGUGGGAAUUUCAUAUAUAAAAGCAAUCAUCGGAAUUUUAAAAGUAUCACUGUGUCAUCAACCAUACAUUCAUCUGCAUCUCAUUAAAGAACCAUGAAACAAGCUAUUGUGAUCUGUUCAAUUUUAGGAUUAGCGGCAUGCGCUAGCCUUAAUUCACAAUACUUGCCACCAGGCAGACCCCAAGGUGGUGCCUUUGGCGGUGCUUCAGGAGGCAGGUUUUCUGGUGGAUCUUCAUCAUUUGGUGGCAGCGGUGGCAGCGGUGGUCGCGGUGGCGCACAAGUUCCCAUUCUUCGCCUUGACAACAACAACAAUGGUGACGGUUCGUACAAUUAUGCUUACGAAACUGGAAACGGUAUUGCCGCUCAAGAAAGAGGUCAGCUGACAAGUCCUGACGCUUUGGCUGCCGACGGGUCCUUUUCGUUCACAUCACCCGACGGACAGCAAUUUACCAUCACCUACACCGCUGAUGAAAAUGGCUUCCAUCCUCAAGGUGCCCAUUUGCCCACACCUCCACCAAUCCCUGAUGCCAUUUUGAGGUCCAUUGAACAAAACAGAGCCGAAGAAGCAAGCGGUGGAUACCAAGGAGGUUCAGGGGGUGGCCAAUACGGUGGAUCUUCAUCUGGAGGUUUCGGAGGACAGCAGGGAUAUAGAUAUUAGAAUUUCAUUUAAGUAGAUAGGAUUAUUGUAU